CAGUUACUACAUUCAGAGCGCACACUAGACGCUUUGGUCAAGGAGUAGGGUUGAUCCUAGCAUUCUGACCUCACAACUGCAGUCAAGCUAACUGGCUAACGUUGGCUAGCUAACGUACUUCCAGACACAAAUGAGAGAACACCUCAGUGUGACCAUUUUACUCAGCCUGUCGGAGCUGGUUAGGCUUUUUUCAUGUUAUCCAGGGCGUUGUUGACUGUAACUGUACUGCUGGCAUCAAUUUCGUUACGCCAACGUUUACUGACACCAGCCUUAUUCAACCGGUGUUGAGCGUUCGUAAAGUCAUCAGUUAUUCUGCGCUCACGCACACUCAGACAAGAGUGUUCUGAAAUCGGAGAAGAUAGCCAGAGUGAUUUUACGAACGCAACCUAUGUAUCAUUCAUGCUCUUCACUCUCCGAGCCAUUGCCCGUAUUAUACGUGAAGCUCUGUGCACGUGAAUUGGAGUUACUAUGGUAACAACAAGUAGCUAACAUUAGUGUUUAUGUAUCCACAGCUAGCUACUAGCCAACAAUCCUGCCUCCUAUCUACAAUGGCUGAAAUGUCUGCUAUGACCAGAAAAUGUAUUCAGAAUCUCGCUGAAACUCUUUCUAAACACGUCAAACACUGUAAGUUUGAGUUUUGAUAGCUAACGUUAGUUGUCAGAGUCUACGUUGCGUCCUGAGAUAGCUAUGUUACAGUAACGUUUCGCAGAACUUCUAAAAAUAAAAGCUAGCUAGCCAACUAACGGUUACCUAGUUUCUACUUCGCUGCAUUUAUCUAGCUACAGUAGCUAUAUAUCUAAUAACAAAACGUGCACACAAAAGUUAAUAGCUAGCUAUUGUUGUCUAGCUCCUCCAACUAAAACUCACCUUCCAUUGAACGUGUUGGCACCACUGUUUACGUGACAGAUGGGGGCGCUAUAAUCUUGCUUUGUUGAGAUCAUGUCAAAGUAUGUCCUGUGUUGAUGCAAAUUAAUAAAAGCAUAUAUCAGUCUAUGUAAAUUGAAAUGAUGCAUAUGGAAGCAGUACUAACUAAACAGAAACGGAUUGUCUGAUCCGACUAUUCAAUGGACUCCUGGGGGAUCAGAGUGACAGGAGGAUAGGGAAUGGCCUGGACAGUGGGAAAUUCAGGAAUAUUCUGCACAAUACCUUUGGAAUGACUGAUGAUAUGAUCAUGGAUAGAGCUUUGAUGUGUAUGACUUGUGUACAUUUCCCGGGAAGAGAUGUUCCAUAUGCUGAAGAACAGCCUGAUCAGACAGCCCACAGAGGAGGACCCAGACGAGGGCAUCAAAGACCUGGUGGUAAUCACGCUCAAGAAGAUGGAUCAUGACAGCAGACUGUCCUAUGCAGACUUUGAAAAGGCAGUGAGAGAUGAGAAUCUAUUGCUUGAGGCUUUUGGAACCUGCCUUCACGAUGCCAAGAGCAUAUUGGCAUUUGAGCAGCAUGCAUUCCAGGAUUCACUUGAGCGUUAAGGACAUCACUAAGUUAUUCAUAACACCAUUUUUUAU
This is a messenger RNA of Salvelinus fontinalis (brook trout), 1505 nucleotides long. Its product is annotated as calaxin-like. The transcript is spliced from 4 exons. Bases 1221 to 1469 code for a protein of 82 amino acids. The record is from RefSeq and is a predicted model, not a curated record. NCBI's taxonomy places the organism in Eukaryota, Metazoa, Chordata, Actinopteri, Salmoniformes, Salmonidae.